UCACGGAGAGAGCAGCCGUUUUGUGUUGUGAGUGAGUGAGUGAGACCGAGAGGACGCUGAGCCGCGGGAAGGAGGCCAGUAUUGAUAAUAUUUACCGUGAAACAGUGUCUCUUCCUUCGACUGGACUUAUUGUACAAAUCCUCUUUGGACUGCGGAAGAAGCGGCAGUAAAUACAUCCACCAUCCCAGAUGGCGGUGUCUCAGGAUAAUCGCUGGCAGAAAGAUGCCGCCGACCAGAACUUCGAUUACAUGUUCAAAUUGCUGAUCAUCGGCAAUUCUUCGGUGGGCAAGACGUCGUUUCUCUUCCGAUACGCCGACGACUCCUUCACCUCCGCCUUCGUCAGCACCGUAGGAAUAGAUUUCAAGGUUAAAACGGUCUUCAGGAAUGACAAGAGAGUCAAGCUUCAGAUUUGGGAUACAGCCGGGCAAGAGCGGUAUCGCACCAUAACUACGGCCUACUACAGGGGAGCGAUGGGCUUCAUCCUAAUGUAUGACGUCACUAAUGAAGAGUCCUUUAACAGUGUCCAAGAUUGGUGUACGCAGAUUAAGACCUACUCCUGGGACAACGCACAGGUCAUCCUCGUGGGCAACAAGUGUGACAUGGAGGACGAGCGAGUCAUCUCCUACGAAAGGGGCAAGCUCCUCUCCGACCAGCUCGGACUCGAGUUUUACGAAACAUCGGCCAAGGAAAAUAUCAACGUUAAGGCUGUGUUCGAACGCCUGGUCGACAUCAUCUGCGACAAGAUGUCUGAAAGCCUGGACACUGACCCCAACAUGAUCAACGCCAACAAAGGAACGAGACUCACAGAGAACCCCCAGCCACAGAAUGGUUCAUGCCAGUGCUAACACCCUUGGGCUUACUAUGAACUGAAGGGAAAAAAGUUAAAAAAAAAACAAACAAAAAAGGUCGCUUCUUUCCUCCCAACCUUCCCCCCUUUUUUUCUCUUUUUCUUGCCUCUCCUCUCUUCUUCUUUCCAGUGAGUUUCAUUUCCCUCUUUUCUUCCUUUCUUAUGGAGAAUUGUCGUGGAUGAGUCUUUUUUUUUUAUGCCGUCUACAUUCUUCUGUUUUUUUCUUCCUCCAGUUGUGAUUGUUCAUCCAUGACCGUAAACAGGCCCAACUCCACAUCCUUGCCUGACCCUGUCCUUCCUUCCUAAACACUGUGGCCUCUAAAAGGACCUCAGCCUCUUUUCUAAGCACUGUGGCCUAUGAAGGACCUCAGCCUCUUUUCUAAGCACUGUGGCCUAUGAAGGACCUCAGCCUCUUUUCUAAGCACUGUGGCCUAUGAAGGACUCAUUUUUAGUGGAGGGGCGUGGAUCAAGAUUCCUUCAGUCAGUGUUUAGCCCGUCAGUAGAAUUAUUUAUAAACUUAAUCACACUCCAUUUUGUUCCAAUUCAGGAGUAUAUGCACCAGGGGCUGAAAGUGAGAGAGAGAGAGAGAGAGAGAGAGAGAGAGAGAGAGAGAGCAAGAGAAAGACAUUUUAUU
This is a messenger RNA of Macrobrachium nipponense, 1481 nucleotides long. It is a transcript of the gene Rab3, whose product is annotated as ras-related protein Rab-3-like. The record is from RefSeq and is a predicted model, not a curated record. Gene Ontology annotation, biological process: protein secretion; regulation of exocytosis; protein localization to plasma membrane. The transcript has 5 exons. The coding region runs from base 189 to 845 and encodes 218 amino acids. Gene Ontology annotation, molecular function: GTP binding; myosin V binding; GTPase activity. Gene Ontology annotation, cellular component: plasma membrane; synaptic vesicle; endosome. NCBI's taxonomy places the organism in Eukaryota, Metazoa, Arthropoda, Malacostraca, Decapoda, Palaemonidae.